Molecule: messenger RNA, 2557 nt
Organism: Orbicella faveolata
Lineage: Eukaryota; Metazoa; Cnidaria; Anthozoa; Scleractinia; Merulinidae
Biological process (GO): protein phosphorylation; cell surface receptor protein tyrosine kinase signaling pathway; multicellular organism development
Cellular component (GO): plasma membrane; signaling receptor complex
Molecular function (GO): transmembrane receptor protein tyrosine kinase activity; ATP binding; protein binding
Source: RefSeq, a predicted model, not a curated record
UGUAAUUUUUCCAUGUUUUAUUUUUACUCUCUUUCUAUUUUUCUCUCUUCCUGGACAGUCGUCCGAGGGUUAACGGCUGACUUCGUGAAUGCCAGCACUCUCAGAAUAAGCUGGGAUGAGGCCUCCCCUGAUCAAAACGUCACUGGAUAUGACGUCAUUGUCCUCAAGGACAACACGUCAGUGAGUCGGGUGGCAGUUGACAAUAGCACUUCAUCUAUUGUAGUCCUCUCUCUGGACCAAUGCAAUAAUUAUACUGUGGAAGUGGCGGCGAACUCAUCUGUUGGGCCUGGGAACUAUUCUACCUUUGAAUUCGUCACUCGCUGUGUUUCACCAUCCAUUGAGCCUCAGUCACAGACGAUUUACAUUUCGUCCACAAAGCCCGCCUUACUACCGUGUGACCACUCAGGAUUUCCGGCGCCAUCUGUCUACUGGACCGUCACUCACUCCAAUAAAGCAACAAAUAUCACAGAAAGAAACCCGGUAUUGCUAGAAACUCGUAUUGGUGAUGAAAAAACCGAGCAAGUUCUGAAGGUCUUUGAAAACGGAACUCUACACAUUUCUGAGGUUGAUUAUCCGGAUAGUCAGGGACAUUAUCAGUGCACAGCGGUUAAUCGUCUGGGAAUUGCUAAGGGUGACAUCAGCUUGACAGUGGUCGGAGCUUACGAGUCUGUAGAAUUUAAAAUAUCGUUUCCCUGGACCAGAACUCUUGGAGAACAUAACCAGAAUGGAUCUUUUAAUGAUUUCUUUAAGCGGCAAUUAGAAUUUGAGGUAAAAAACUCCUUUGGAGACCUCCAAUAUAGAAACAUUACACAUGGCACAGAAGGAAACGAUUUGACGUUGGACCCAAGUACAAAUCUUGCAACUAUGGACCUUGUGGUGACCGGGGCAACAACUGAUGGAGACGCCUCUGACAAAAUAGAAAAAGGAAUACUGAAGAUGGCGGACUCAAAGGCAAUUGGCUUAAUCUCUCUAAAGAGUGUUGUUAUUUUGGAUGUACCACCCCCUCCACCAACGAAUCUUCAACAUGACGAUAUACAAGCUACGCAUGUCAUUGUCACCUGGGCAUUGCCACAUCACCUUGAAGUGUACGAGGUGAGCGAUUACACCGUGGAAACUAAAGAUGUGCUAGGCAGCAAUGUUGUCUUUCGGACCGAGGUGACCGUGGACGCGCAUGUCACUGGAGUGCGGCUGACAGGGCUUCAGCCCGAUACUCAAUAUCAGGUGCGAGUGGUGGCUCAUCGAAAAGAUUCCCUCAAGACAGGAGAAUCAAAACUGUUGGGAUUGAAAACCAUGAAAGAUCCUAAAGUUCUUCAGAUAAUCCUUGUUCUGGUUCUGCCUAUUGUUUUGGCCGUUGUGAUUGUCGCCGUAAUGAUUUUCAUCAAGUGCCGAACCGAACCGAAUCAUCCUCCGCCUGAAAAAGAUAGGAGAUUAACGAUGGAUGAAUUACAAAGGGGACAACGAAGAACCUAUGGUCCUCCAACGGGUGAUGCGAACAUUUACGAACAUGGAAGCAAUCAGCUUAGAGUAGCUUUGCCACCAACUGAUUUUAAUCGACAGUGGCCAGAAAUCCCCAGGGAUUAUCUCAAAAUUGCUGAGAAGCUUGGUUCUGGCGCUUUCGGUGUCGUCAUGAAAGGAUACCUAAUGCGCAAUGACAAGGUCAUUGAAUGUGCUGUCAAGAUGUUGAAAGAGCACGGCACUGAAAGAGAGCUACGUGACUUGUAUAACGAACUCAACACUAUGGCCUCAAUCGGAAACCAUCCUAACGUUGCUAGCUUGAUUGGUGCUUGCUCAGAAGAUGGUCCUCUUUGGGUUGUGGUCAAAUUUGCUGAGAAUGGGUGCUUGUUAGAUUAUGUCCGCAAGCACACGAAACAGGACUAUGGGAAUGCGGAUUACGUAAACACGAGUAACGUAGAAAACGAGUCGAAAGGAAUAACCCAAGUUGAAAAACUACGAUUGGCGUACGGCAUCGCGAAAGGAAUGGAUCAUCUAGCAAAAAUGAAGUGCGUUCAUCGUGAUUUGGCCUGCAGGAACGUUUUGCUGGGGAAAACCAACAUUCCGAUGGUGGCAGACUUUGGACUUGCACGUGAUAUCUACGAAAGCGGCAUGUAUGAAACUACUUCCGGGGGUAAGCUGCCGGUCAGGUGGAUGGCUCUGGAAUCAUUGGAAGAUUACUCCUAUACCUCGGAAAGUGACGUUUGGUCAUAUGGCGUUGUUUUGUGGGAGAUAGAAACCGGAGGGCAAGUACCAUAUGCUGCUCUGGGAGGACAGGAAGUGGUUAAGACAUUAAAAAAUGGCGAACGAUUACAGAAGCCAGAAGGAUGCAGCGAUGAAAAGUGCGUUAAGAAUUUUUUGUUUUAUCCUGACUGUCUUUUACGUACCUUUUUCCAAUUCUAGCUGACUUAGAGUGCCUGCCUCCUCUCUGAUGUUCAAAUAGGUACCAGGAAAUUUAAUGCCGGGGUUAACCCUACGUUGUAUUGGUAUCCCAUUCGAAGGAAAGCAGUGGGGGAGAAAUACUCCUAGUCACUUUAUGGUACAACAACAACAACAAACAACAAAA